AUGUCAGCGGCUAGUGUGAGGUCUCUGUUUGGGCCCUUUGUUGAACUUGUGAAGUCAUGGAACCUUCCGGGCUGGCUUGUGCAUUGGGGUCACCCUGGUAACAUGGCUGUUGUGCUCUUUGCCAUGGGUGGUUAUGGAACCUAUUUAGGUUUUCGAAUUCGUUUUUCUGAUGAUGUGGAGGAAAAAGCAAAAGCUAAAGACUUGCACCCAAAACUCCUUGGAGGAAUGUUUUUCUUCUUUGCUCUUGGAGCAACUGGUGGAAUGACAUCUCUCCUUACUUCAGAUAAACCCAUUUUUGAGAGUCCUCAUGCUGUCACAGGUUUCAUUGGCCUUGCUCUUCUGACUGCACAGACUAUAUUACCAUCAUUAUUUGAGGGGAAUCCUGGACUACGGAAUGUUCAUGGGAUUCUCGGCAGUGGGAUCAUGACGUUGUUUCUUGUCCAUGCUGCCCUUGGACUUCAACUUGGUCUCAGUUACUAAUCGCUUAAUCAAUGCCUGGGAGUUCUUCUUUUGAGAAUCAUUUUUGGAUCUGAUGUAUAUUCUUUCUCCAGCUGGGGAAUUUAGCUUCACAGGUGUAAACAUGUACUUUUAUCGGCUGUUUGGAAAGAAAACACUGUUGCUAUUAAGUAAGUUUGCACUUU
Messenger RNA from Ilex paraguariensis (yerba mate), 641 nucleotides. Lineage: Eukaryota; Viridiplantae; Streptophyta; Magnoliopsida; Aquifoliales; Aquifoliaceae. The record is from the annotation of a GenBank genome assembly.